Messenger RNA from Hemicordylus capensis (graceful crag lizard), 5113 nucleotides. It is a transcript of the gene VPS53, whose product is annotated as VPS53 subunit of GARP complex. Lineage: Eukaryota; Metazoa; Chordata; Lepidosauria; Squamata; Cordylidae. Bases 37 to 2532 code for a protein of 831 amino acids. Gene Ontology annotation, cellular component: GARP complex. The transcript is spliced from 22 exons. Gene Ontology annotation, biological process: retrograde transport, endosome to Golgi. The record is from RefSeq and is a predicted model, not a curated record.
GCCUCAGUCCCCGGAAGUGGCGAGCUGCAAGCCGGGAUGGAGGAGGACGAGCUCGACUUGGCGGACGAGCUGGAGGCGGCCCUGCAGCUGGCCCCGGAGGUGCAGCUGGCCAUCGAGCAGGUGUUCCCCAGCCAAGACCCGCUGGACAGAGCCGACUUUAAUGCUGUGGAAUACAUUAACACGCUUUUCCCUACGGAACAAUCUUUGGCCAACAUCGACGACGUGGUGAAUAAGAUCAAGCUGAAAAUAAGGCGGCUGGAUGACAAUAUCCGGACUGUGGUGAGGGGACAGACGAACGUCGGUCAGGAUGGCCGCCAGGCUCUUGAAGAAGCCCAGAAGGCUAUCCAGCAGCUCUUCGGUAAGAUUAAAGACAUCAAGGACAAGGCUGAAAAAUCGGAGCAGAUGGUCAAAGAAAUCACCCGUGACAUCAAGCAACUGGAUCACGCCAAGCGCCACCUGACCACCUCCAUCACAACGCUGAACCACCUCCACAUGUUAGCUGGCGGGGUGGAUUCCCUCGAAGCCAUGACCCGGAGGAGGCAGUACGGGGAGGUGGCCAACCUCCUGCAGGGCGUGGUGAACGUCUUGGAGCACUUCAACAAGUACAUGGGGAUCCCGCAGAUCCGGCAGCUUUCUGAACGAGUGAAGGCUGCUCAAAAUGAGCUGGGUCAGCAGAUUCUGGCAGACUUCGAGGAAGCUUUCCCUGCCCAAGGCACAAAGAGAGCCGGAGGGCCUAGCAACGUCCUCCGGGACGCCUGUCUGGUAGUGAAUGUCCUGGACCCCAGAAUCAAACAGGAGAUCAUCAAGAAGUUUAUUAAGCAGCACCUCUCAGAAUACCUUGUGCUCUUCCAGGAAAACCAAGACGUUGCCUGGCUGGAUAAAAUCGACCGGCGCUAUGCUUGGAUCAAGCGCCAGCUGGUGGACUACGAGGAGAAAUACGGCCGCAUGUUCCCUCAGGAGUGGUGCCUGACUGAGAGGAUCGCCGUGGACUUCUGCCACAUCACCAGGACGGAGCUGGCCAAGGUCAUGCGCACUCGGGCCAGAGAGAUCGAGGUGAAGCUGCUCCUGUUUGCCAUCCAGCGGACGACCAACUUCGAAGGGCUGCUGGCCAGGCGCUUCUCGGGUUGCACCAUCUCUGACGCGGCUGUGCUGAAGCCGGAGUCUCCUCUUGCCUCCACCAACCCUUUUCUGGAGGACGAAAGCGUGCCAGAGACGGACGAAGCGGUGCUGGAAAAAGGCGACCUUGACAAACCCAAGAAGCCGAAGGUUCCAGAUAAUCCAUUCCACGGGCUCAUCUCCAAGUGUUUUGAACCCCAUCUGUACGUCUACAUUGAGUCCCAAGACAAGAACCUUAGUGAGCUGGUCGAUCGGUUUGUGGGGGAUUUCAGGGCCCAGGGCCCCCCCAAGCCCAACGUGGACGAGGGGGGAGCCGUGCUGCCCAGCUGCGCCGAUCUCUUUGUCUACUACAAGAAGUGCAUGGUCCAGUGUUCGCAGCUCAGCACCGGUGAGCCCAUGAUCGCUCUCACCACCAUCUUCCAGAAGUACCUCCGGGAAUACGCCUGGAAGAUCCUCUCCGGGAACCUGCCCAAGACGACCAGCAGCAGCAGCGGCCUGACCAUCACCAGCCUGCUGAAGGAGAAGGAGGGCUCCGAGGUGGCCAAGUUCACCCUGGAGGAGCUCUGUUUGAUCUGCAGCAUCCUGAGCACCGCGGAGUACUGCCUGGCCACCACCCAGCAGCUGGAAGAGAAGCUCAAAGAGAAAGUGGAUGCCAGCCUCGUGGAGAGGAUCAACCUCAUGGGAGAGAUGGACACCUUCAGCAUCGUGAUUUCCAACAGCAUCCAGCUCCUGGUGCAGGACUUGGACGCCGCCUGCGAUCCGGCUCUCACCGCCAUGAGCAAGAUGCAGUGGCAGAACGUGGAGCACGUCGGCGACCAGAGUCCCUACGUCACCUCGGCCAUCCUCCACGUCAAGCAGAACGUCCCCAUCAUCCGGGACAACCUGGCCUCCACCCGGAAGUACUUCACUCAGUUCUGCAUCAAGUUUGCCAACUCCUUCAUCCCCAAGUUCAUUAACCACCUCUUCAAGUGCAAGCCGAUCAGCAUGGUGGGAGCCGAGCAGCUGCUGCUGGACACGCACUCCCUGAAGAUGGUGCUUCUGGACCUCCCUUCCAUCGGGUCCCAGGUGGUGAGGAAGGCCCCCGCCAGCUACACGAAGAUUGUGGUGAAAGGCAUGACCCGGGCCGAGAUGAUCCUCAAGGUGGUGAUGGCCCCCCAUGAGCCCCCGGUGGUGUUUGUGGACAACUACAUCAAACUCCUGGCAGACUGCAGCACAGACACCUUCCAGAAGAUCCUGGACAUGAAGGGUCUCAAGCGCAGCGAGCAGAGCAGCAUGCUGGACUUGUUCCGCCAGAGGCUCCCGGCGCCCCCCUCCGGGGUGGAGAGUGGGGGCUCCCUCUCCCUUCCGGCCUCCACCCCUGAGCAGGAGUCGUCACGCAUCCGGAAGCUGGAGAAGCUCAUCAAGAAGAGGCUCUGAGGCCGUGGGGGCUGCACUCCAUCCCCCCCGCUCUAAAUGCACCCCAGUACCAGAGACUCUAGGGUGGCGCCCUCUUCCCGUUCUUCCCCCUCCCUUCCCCAGCAGAAUCCUCUUGCCCCUGGCGUGGGUUUGGAGUCUCCUCCAGGCCGGGGGAAAUGGUCCGGAGAAGCUCCGUCUGGCUUUGGACGGUCAUGGCGGGGCAUCUCCUCUCUGAAUGUUUCCCUGCAUCAUGGGCUCGGGUUGUGCGGAAGUUUUCCUUCCUGACCGGCCCUUGUGCUGGGAAGUGUGUGUUAAGCCCACGAUCUGCACGGCGAGGGUCUCUCUGUGCCUUCACCCCUCCAUCUUCCAACACGGCUCUUCUCGCUCGUCCGUCCUCGGCGGCACCAGCACAACUGUGCUUGCACGGGGUGGCCGCUAUGCGACCGGUGAGCCUCUGCAGUGCCGACAGGCAGGGGUUCCCAACCUGCCCCCUCCCCCCUGCCGCAGGUGUUGUUGGACUACAGCUCCCACCAUCCCCUGCUGCGGUAGCAGGGGUGGGGUGGGAGUUGUAGUCCAUCUUCAUCUGGGGCGCCGGGUGCCCUGAGAGGCCCAGAAGCAGUACUGAGAACAGAUGCGGGACAUGUGAGGAUGAUUCCUGCAGCGGGGCAGGGGAGAUGAAUGGGCUGGCAGUGCCAUGGAACGCAGCCCCCUUCAGUGUUACACAGCAGCACUGGGCGGGGCGGGGGAUGCCCUCUGGCGGCUUGCAGUUUUGCCCAAGCAGCCACCUUCAGAGAGAGGUCUGGCCUCUUUGAAGUUACUUGGAAUGCAGAAAGGGAGAGGUUUCUUGUCCUCUUGUUCCCUCUCCUUUCCUGGGGCGGGGACAGGCCCCCCCUGCCAAGCUUCUGGCCAGACAUCUGAGACCUCGCCAGGGCCUCUCUUACAGUCUAGGGUGCCGAGAGGAAGAACAGCUUGAGGGACUAAACAGCGGUCGGUUCUCCGCAAACGCGCUGGCCUUGGUGGGCAAGCUCCCUGCUCCUCACCCCAGACUGGUGCUGCUUGGAUUCUCUGAAGAGGCACAGAAAUGCCUCUGGCAGCGGACAGACAUGGUUUCCCUGCACCCCCCCCCCCUUCUGCUUCCUGUAAUCUUGUUGGUUUCUUCAAAAGCAGCCCUGCCUUGCAUCCUCAGCUGACUUCCUCCUCGGCUCCUGGCUCCAGAUUCCUUUUCGGGGUGGCCCCUUUCCAGUCUUGGGGCGUUUGUGGCUUCCUGGUGUGCCCGCCUCUGGAGGGGUGCUCUGGAAAAGGGCCUCCGCAAGUGAUCUCCGGUUCCCUCUGGCUGGGCGCGGACACAGGCGAGAGGAGCUGGAAGAGCCGAAGAAGCACUUCUGGAAACGCCGGUCCUGGACUCUGGGCCGGUGGGGAGGGGGCCCCUGCUAAUGCUAGCCAGCUUUAAAGGCUGCUGUGGAUGGCUGAGGAGAAAUCCCAGUAAAAGGACUGUCUAUGAGUGUGUUGCUGUGGGGUUACUCCCCCCCUGCUUCCCAAAAGUGGGGCGAGCAGGCCAAAUGUACUCCUGUCCAUAUCCUACCUUCACAGUGGCUUUUCAGCGGGGUCCUCUUUGUGAAGGCCCCAAUUCCUCAACCCCCAUUCCGCCUCACUUCUGCCCUGCAAUUAGGGGGGCAGGCAGUCUUUGCCUUUCAGGGGCAGCGUACACUAGAGGUAUGCAUGAAACGGCCCGGCCUGGUUUGCUUUGAAUCGGAACCAGAUCUGGCUAGUUCGGUUUCCCCCCUCCAUCGAUGACCCCCCCCCGGUUCAGUUUGUGGGGUUGGUGAAAGUUGUUGUUUUUUAAUUCAGUUACUCCCUCCAGAGAGCUCCUCCAAGGCAGUUGGGAUCUGCGGAGGUUUCCCCUCCCUCUGCCGCAAGAAAUUGUCCCGUUCAGGCAUUCGGCCCUUUCCUCUGUUGCAGUGGCCAUUUUGGAGGCUGCCACACAUACCGUGGUCAGGGUCAUGAACAGCUGGUGGGUGGGGUUGGUUUGGGGUCGAACCGGGGCUGGUUCGGUUCAACCCUGAACUGUUGAACCGAACCGGUUUGCACAUCCCUAGCAUACACCCCCCCCUUAGAUCAAGCCUCCAUCCUCCCCACCAGGAGCACUGCCUCUUGCUCUCUUGGCCCUCUGCCCCACUUGGGUGCCACCCAGUGCCUGACAGUGUUUACACUGGGUAAGGGUGUGAAAGGAAAGCUAAUCAAGGAAGGUGUGACUAAAGAUGUCCUUGCUAGGUGAAAUUGCAGAGUUGAUAAAGACCAGGAAGGUAAGAAAUGCUCCCCUUUGGCAGGCUUUGCUUCUCCUUUGCACUGCAGGAAUCUAGGCGAAAGGUGUCAGGCGUGGGGAGUGCACAGAGAGAACCACCUGCAGAUCUGUUGAACUUCCCCUGCUGGUGGAGGAUCAGCCUACCCUUGUCUUCUGUCCUGUUGAACGUUCAUUUGAAAAUGCCCUCUCUCCCUGUAUUUAUCAGACUCGAAUGAAACUGGAUUAUGAAGACUUUAAGUUGUACAUUUUCGGUUAAUAAAGAGGCUGGCUCUUUUCUGCUCUCCUCCAGCAUCUGUGUAA